Messenger RNA from Prorocentrum cordatum, 1713 nucleotides. The record is from the annotation of a GenBank genome assembly. NCBI's taxonomy places the organism in Eukaryota, Dinophyceae, Prorocentrales, Prorocentraceae.
AUGUGGCUGAGCCGGGCCUUCCCAGCCGAGCUUGCCGAAGGCAGGGCCGUGGUGGUGCGCCCGCACGAGCUGGACGGCAGUGCGGCUCCCGGCGCGUCGCCUGCCGCAGAAGGGUGCCUGGUCCCAUUCAUGGACACGGUCCUGUUCGACUAUGGGGCGGACAGGAGCAACGAGGACCUGAUGCUCUGCCAUGGCUUUGCCGUUCCCGGGAACACGUUCGACAGGUCCGGUGGCCUGGUGAUGGAGUGCGAGCAGGCGGGGGAGGAGGCCGCGGAGCUGUCGCGAGGCGUCCCCGCGCUGCUGGUCGGGCCCUUCAGCGUGGGCGGCCCGCCGUGGCUGGGAGCGCUGCCGCCACGGCUGCUGCGGGCCCUGCGGCGGCUGCUGGACGCGAGGCUGCAGCUGCUGGCCUCGAGCGAAGCGCCCGACGAGGCGGUGCUGGCCGCGGGCGCGGCCGGGGCGCCAGGCGCACAUCGGCGCCACCUCGCGCUGUACCGCCAGGGCCAGCGGCGGGCGCUGCACAGCGCUCUGCAGGAGGUUGCAGAGCUCUUGCGGCCAGGAGAGCGCGCCAGUGGCAGCGAGAGCGAGGAGGAGCAGAUCGCGAAGCGUCGACGACACGAGACCUCAGAAUGCUCUCAGGGUGCGGACCACGAAGCAAAGCGCGGAGGGCAGACGCAGGGUUGGAACCAGCGUCCGUGCGACGGCCUCCGCGUGGAGCCCAUAAGCCCCGCCCCGCCAGGGGAGCCGCAGACCGCCUGCCCUUCGGCGGUGCGGGCGGAAGGCGGUGCCGGCGCCGCAGAGGCCCCCGCGCCACGGCGCAGGGUGCACCGCACGAGGGACGGCUCCACCUUCGUGUACGACGCCGCGGAGAAGGCCUGGCGCCUGGAGGCAUCGGCGGAGCAGCUGCUGGUCGGCGGGACCCCGUUCGCCCCCCCCGAGGCGCAGUUCCACGCGGCCUUCGACGGAGACUUUACCAUCGGCGGCUCGCCCCUGCUGCUCGGGCCGUGGCGACUGGGCGCGCGCGGCACCGGUGCACAGGAGCACGGGGAUACCGGCCGCAGCAUCUGGGACGGAGCCAUUGCCAUGGCGAAGGCUCUGGAGCAGAACCCCCGCCUCGUGGCCGGCAGGAGGGUGCUGGAGCUCGGGUCGGGCCGCGGGGUGGCGGGACUGGCGGCGGCGCUGCUGGGCGCCCGGCAGACGGUCCUCACCGACCUGGGCUACUGCCUCGAGGCCCUGGAGGAGGCAGCGCGACUCACGAUCGAGGGCGUCGAACAGCGCGGAUCGCCCGGCAAUGCAGGCGCUGGCGGGCCUGCGUCUACUGCGGUCGAGGUGGCGGAGCUGGACUGGGCGAGGCCAGAGCAGUUCCUCGAUAGCAGGCCUGCGGGCGAGCAGUUUGACGUGCUCAUAGCAGCGGACGUUGUCUGGCUCGCCGAGCUCGCGCCCCUGCUGGCGCGGGCGCUCCUCGCGGUCUGCCAGCGCAGCCCGUCGGCCGAGGUCCUGAUCGUCCACCAGACGCGGACCACCAGGGCGGAUGAGGCGUUCCUGGCGGCCAUGAGCGACGCCUCGCUACGGCUGGUCUGGGCGCUGCCCAGUGCUGGCGGUGGCGGCACGGUGCCUGUCGUGAAGGCGGACCCAGCCGUUGUGCCGGUCUCUUGGCACCCGGACUACACCCCGCGCGACGGGUUCCACUUCUGGGCCUUCCGGAGAUCUGUGUGA